Leptidea sinapis is the source of this 1252-nucleotide messenger RNA. RefSeq lists its product as uncharacterized. The record is from RefSeq and is a predicted model, not a curated record. Lineage: Eukaryota; Metazoa; Arthropoda; Insecta; Lepidoptera; Pieridae. The coding region runs from base 106 to 1182 and encodes 358 amino acids. The transcript is spliced from 2 exons.
ACAGGUGUGAAACACGCGCGUCGAUGAUAAAUAAUAAUUAUGUUUUAAUUCAAGACGUAAUUUUGUGUGCAAAGCCCGUAUCUUAGUGCGAAGCUGAACCUUAAAAUGAAAGUGUUAUAUAUAUUAUGGAGUUUACUCUUAGUGCAAAUAUCAGCACGGUCAUUUCACGAUGAGCUACAUAGCGCCAUACAUUCAGUCGAGCGAGGUUUCGGUCAUCUAUUAAGUGACGUUGUUGUUGACGUGACAGACACACUCCACUGCACAAUAUCCGCCGUUGAACAUGUACUGGUCCUCAAUGGCCUUAUGAGGAAUAAAUCUAUCUACAGUGACAAGUGCAGGCAUGUACCACCAAGAGUAGACCUUAAUGUGCCUGAUGAUGAUAAUCCUCUUACAAAAUUUUAUCGGACCAGAGAGGAAAUUGAAAAUAGAGGUAGCGAUAGAGGUGGCAAGAUACAUGAAUCUAUUUUUAAGCUCAAUAAAACAUUAUCAGAUGCAUUUGAUAAACAUUCAUCGAGGCAUAAAAUUGAUGACAUAUCAAAAGUACUUAAAGAUGAAACAGAUCAGCUAAAUAAAGUUAGCAAUAUUCUGAGAAAUGAAUUGCAUAGCAUUUCUAGAAAUGUGAAAAGCAACUACGAUGAUUAUUCGCCGACACACCGAGCAUUGUCAGAGAUGGAAGGGAUAGAAAAUUCUGAAAAUAAUGCGCCUCCGGAAAAUUAUGACUUAAGAAAAUCUCGAGUGGAUAUUCCUUAUAAAAAUACAAACGAAGAUACAGUUGGUUCCAAUUCUCAUAAAAUAAAGAAUCUAUUUGAUGAGACAGAAAAUUCUAACAAAAUUUUAUUAGCAGACGUGAAACACAAUUUUGAGUCUAUAAGGGAUGGCGUGGGAAACUAUGAGCAAGACUUCCCAAGAAAGAUUAACGAUGAAACCAACAUUAUUCAAAAAGAAAAAAAUAAGUUACAGGAGCAAGAUACCAUUUUUAAUAUAAAUAAUUAUGAAGACAAUAUGUUCUCACCGUUUUUCGAUCCAGAUGAGUAUAGCGAACCUCGAAAAAAAGUUUAUCACGAUGCACUAAGUAUAAUUCAAGGUAGUCAACAUAACGACAGAGUUCUAAAUGAUUUGUUUAAAACUUCACAUGCCGCUUCAGAUGUGUUCGCCGCCGAUCCAGAUGUGAUGAAAUUUUAAAAUAUUCAUCUUACCUACGCAACAGGCUUAACAUAUCAUUAUCUAAAAUAAAUGCAUUGAUUAUUCGUUA